Penaeus vannamei (Pacific white shrimp) is the source of this 842-nucleotide messenger RNA. Lineage: Eukaryota; Metazoa; Arthropoda; Malacostraca; Decapoda; Penaeidae. The record is from RefSeq and is a predicted model, not a curated record.
AUGCCGACGAGGCCGCUGUUCUGUUCAUGGUAUAUCCCGUUCAUCGUGAUUAUACUACAAUCGUCUCUAUACAAUGAAGACUAUGUCAAGAAAAGCGUAUUUGCGUGGCUUGUCCGCAAAGAUAUAUACGGAUGCAGCUGUAUUGAGCCUGCCAGUGAAUGGCCUUUCUCACGGCCUUCUCCUGACCCGGAAGCCUCUUACACAACUUCAGGCUUGGAGGGCCAAGUGACGCUGAACCAAGGAGGCCAAGGGACGCCAGGGUACUGCCCCGAAUCCUGCGCCGCCUUCUUCAACUACGUCGUGUUGCUGAUCCUGACGCAGAGUGUGUAUCCGAGCGCCAGAGUAAACAAUGUGAUGGUUAUGUUAAGGUCAGUGCCCGACGAAGACCAGGUCAUGGCCCUGAGCAUCCUGACAGUCUUCGUCAGCGCGUUGGCCUUCGCUCCGGCCCCAGCCAUCGUGUCCGCCAUUGUGGAUUCGGCGUGCCUCGUGUGGGACACGUCCUGCGGGGCGACGGGCGAGUGCAGCCUGUACAAUUCGACCAAGUUCAGAACCAUCUUCCACCUCAUUCCUGCGGUGUUCGUGUUUAUAUGUGUGCUGUGCGACGUCGUGGUGUUCUGGUACAGCAGGAACUCGGAGCUCUUCGACGAGUGCCCCGAGGACCUGCAGAAGAGGCGGGGCUGCUCCGAGGAAGACCAGCCUCUUCGCUCUGCGGCUUACGACGAGGCCAAAGUCUGAGCGCGGUCUCGACAAACGUUGUAUAAUCUGAUUGACUCGGCCAUAUAUUUAUUUAUCAGAGUAUCUGGUAUCUUUUAGUAAUAAAGGUGUUACUUGAAGUCCACGUA